GGGCGCUUCCUUCUGGAGCAGGGUCCUGACUAGGGUCCACUUGGGUGAGGUGAGGCCGGGGUGCCUGCAGCUCUGGCGCUGUGCGCAGGCGCGGGACUGACGGGACCUACCGGGCGGCGGCGGCGGAGCGAGCGAGGGUCGGAGGUAUGGAAGGGGACGAGCAGGGAAUGUAGACGCUUCCUCCCCGACCUACCCUAGCCCGCGCCUGGCCCUCCCCGGCCUGCAGCACCGGCUCAGGUGAUGGGGCGGAGAGCGGAGCGGAGGUGAGGUGAGGUGAGGUGAGGGGGCGGGCUCGCGGCCCGGAGGGACAGCGUGCGAUGUCCAAGACCACGAUCGCCCCACUCGUGCGCACGCGCCACGGGGUCCGCGGACUCGCGGAGGACGCUUGGCAGCGGACCCGGACCCCCGCGCUAGCUGCUCCGGCCCUUCGAGUGCCUCUGCGAGCUCCGCAUCCCGCCUGUUUUACCCGCUGGGAAGCCGCGGCUCAGAGACUCCAAGUCGCCUGGGAGCGCCCGGCUGGGACGCGGCCGCGCCGGAGUUGGAGGGAGAUCGGACUUGGUAGCCUCCGGAGCCCGCACCCUUGUGUCUGAGGCUGUGGUCAGAGACUUGGACUUGAGACCUGUUUGUUUCUCUAGGGACGCGAAAUUGUUUGUGUCCUGGCUGCCUUCUCUGCAGGGCGCGGAGGGUCAGGCGCCCUCGGCGCUCCCUGACCGAACCCAAGUUCAGCGGGGUGGGCUGGCGGGGUUGCGGGUGAGGGGAUCAUCCUCAGUGCUGGGAGCUCUCCAGACCGACCCCAGCAGACAAACUUGGGGGAUGGCAGGAUUCGUAAACGAAAUCCGAAAGCGCGUGGGAAACGCUCCUUUUCCCCCCGGGUCACCUGAGAAAAGCUAAUUAUAAUGGAGCUGGUUUUAUUUUCUUUCUUUCUUUCUUUUUUUGGGUGCACAGAAAAAUUUCUACCAGAGGUUUAAAAAGACCCUUUUUUCCUGAAGGAACACAUUUGCUGCUAUAGUUUCAGAAUGUCAAGUACUGUGGCCUCCUGGAUCUUAAAUUCUGUAAGGAACAGCGUUGCCACAUUUCAAGGGGGCAGACGUUUAUACUCUAGGUGUGUCUCCAAUAGGAAUAAAUCAAAAUGGAAGCUCCCUUCUCAGGUGCUACCCACCCUAAAAAACAGUUCCCCAUGUGGUAGCUUUACUCUUCAAAAGGCAUACAGACACACAUCCACAGAGGAAGAUGAUUUCCAGUUGCAACUCAGCCCCGAGCAGGUUAAUGAAGUGCUUCGAGCUGGUGAGUCAGCACACAAGAUUCUUGACCUUGACAAUGGAGUCCCAAAUUCAGUGUUGCGGUAUGAGAGCAACCAGCUGGCUGCCAAUUCCCCAGUGGAGGACCGGCGAGGUGUAGCCUCCUGCCUACAGACCAGCGGACUGCUGUUUGGCAUCUUUGAUGGACAUGGUGGUCAUGCAUGUGCGCAAGCAGUGAGCGAGAGGCUCUUCUACUACGUGGCAGUGUCCCUGAUGUCUCACCAGACUCUAGAGCAGAUGGAGGGAGCGAUGGAAAGCAUGAAGCCCCUGCUGCCCAUGCUGCAAUGGCUCAAGCACCCAGGGGACAGCAUUUACAAGGAUGUCACAUCAGUACAUCUUGACCACCUCCGUGUCUACUGGCAGGAACUGCUUGACCUACACAUGGAAAUGGGACUAAGCAUUGAGGAAGCAUUAAUGUACUCCUUCCAGAGACUGGAUUCUGACAUCUCGCUGGAAAUUCAGGCCCCCCUGGAAGAUGAGGUGACAAGAAACCUGUCACUCCAGGUUGCCUUCUCUGGAGCAACAGCCUGUAUGGCCCAUGUUGACGGAGUUCACUUGCAUGUGGCAAAUGCUGGUGACUGCCGGGCCAUCCUUGGUGUCCAGGAGGACAAUGGCAUGUGGUCUUGUCUGCCCCUCACCCGUGAUCACAAUGCCUGGAACGAAGCUGAGCUUUCCCGGCUAAAGAGGGAGCACCCCGAAUCAGAGGACAGGACAAUCAUCAUGGACAACAGGCUGCUGGGUGUCCUCAUGCCCUGCAGGGCCUUCGGGGAUGUCCAGCUGAAGUGGAGUAAAGAGCUGCAGCGCAAUGUCCUGGAGAGGGGCUUCGAUACUGAGGCCCUCAACAUUUAUCAAUUCACACCCCCACACUACUAUACUCCCCCGUACCUGACUGCUGAGCCUGAGGUCACGUACCACAGGCUGAGGCCCAAGGAUAAGUUCCUUGUGCUGGCCUCAGAUGGCCUGUGGGACAUGCUGAGCAAUGAGGACGUGGUGAGGCUGGUGGUGGGGCAUCUGGCCGAGCUGGAUCGGCACAAGCCAGACCUGGCCCAGAGACCCACCAACCUGGGGCUCAUGCAGAGCCUGCUGCUGCAGAGGAAAGCCAGCAGGCUCCUCGAAGCUGACCAAAAUGCAGCCACACGUCUGAUCAGACAUGCCAUCGGGAGCAACGAGUAUGGGGAGAUGGAGCCGGAGCGGUUGACAGCGAUGCUGACAUUGCCGGAGGACUUGGCAAGAAUGUACAGGGAUGAUAUCACUGUCACCGUGGUGUAUUUUAACUCAGAAUCAAUUGAUGCAUAUUACAAGGGAGGAUAAGAGUCUCCCAUCCAUCCUAUUGCCAAGGUUAACAUAAAUGCUCUUCUGAAAUAUUUUCACUUUUAAACUAGCUAUCCAAACCUUUCUGUUCAAAGGGCAGGCAGAUGUAGCUUGCUAAACAAUUAACUAACAUGAGGGGCUGGGGAACAGCCUAGGUUUAAAGACAAUAGCAAUGAUUUUUUUCUCCUGGUAUGUUUUGAUCAACUCUUAACACAUACAGAGGGCAGAGCAUAAAGACUAUGGAGUUGGCUUGGGCUUGUAUAGCCCAAGUCCUUUUACAAAGAUACUGUUAAACAUGCCAGCCUGAGCCUUCAAAGGGUAAAUUUAAUCAUGACUCUAAGAAUAAAGAACUUCAGAAUCUACUGAGUUCUUGCUGCAAAAAAUCUGCAAAUUUAAUAAUAAUUUCCCUGAAUUCACAAUCAUGGACUUCUAGACUAUGAAGAGAAUUUUUGUUUUUCCUUUAAAUUGCUAAAGCCUUGGUUUACAAAGCAUACUACAGCACACUUUUCUAUGCAAUAGCCUUUUUGUGAUUAUACUUGGAAAAACAUUUUGUAAUACUACAUUCUAGUUCUCUUCUAGUUUAUCGUAAAAACUGAAUCCUUAAACUUGCAAACAGGCCUACUGUAAGCAUGCUUGGAAUGACUCGUUUUGGUUUUCAGUUAAGAAGGAUCUAUGCCUCUGGACUAGCUGAAUUUAUUAAUGCUUGUGCCACUUUGGUCUCCACUGAGUCCCAGUCCUGAAACUUUGAUCCAUUGCAGGAGGUAACUAAUCUAAGCCUUAACUCCUGGUCAUUCCUGUAUUAGUAAAAUUUCCUCCUGGGCUUAGUUUCGGGGGGCUUAUUCCCAGCAUUUAACCUCUCUGCUGAUACCUCUCAAACAUUCUUUUGUUAAUUCCACCUACCACAAUCCUUCUAUCUCUGUUAUGCUAAACCCCUCACCCAGUUUCUGCAGCCAAACAUCUUAAAAGAAUGUUCCCUCUUCAAAUGUUUGCAGGAAAGGAGAAAACGCAAUCACACGUGGUAGUUUAA
Molecule: messenger RNA, 3636 nt
Organism: Microcebus murinus (gray mouse lemur)
Lineage: Eukaryota; Metazoa; Chordata; Mammalia; Primates; Cheirogaleidae
Source: RefSeq, a predicted model, not a curated record